Molecule: messenger RNA, 216 nt
Organism: Cladocopium goreaui
Lineage: Eukaryota; Dinophyceae; Suessiales; Symbiodiniaceae
Source: the annotation of a GenBank genome assembly
GCCAUGCCUUGGGGCAUGCCCAUGCCUGGCAUGCCCGUGGCGUAUGAUGCGGAGGAGGCAGAGCGGCAGUUGCGGAGAGCUGAAAAGGCAGCCAGGAAAGAGGGACGGAGGCAAAAAGGUGAAGGGAACGACAAGACACAGGUCUGGGAAGACCACCCUGCACGGGCACAGAAAAAGUGGGGAAUCUCAGAGGAUCAGCGCAGGCUCCACCGCUGA